AUCGAGUUGUUAACUUAACUAACCUCCCCUGUAGUUAUUCUAGUUUCAAUUUAUGGAGGGUACUUCUAAGCUUCUGUCUGUUUUCAUAUUUGGGCUUGUGUUCCUUAGUCCUCUAGCAAGUUGUCAACUUUAUUAUAAUUUCUACGACACAAGUUGUCCAAACCUGACUGGAAUUGUUCGAUACAAUGUCCGGUCAGCUAUGUCCAAAGACUCAAGGAUUGCUGCUUCUCUCUUGCGCCUUCAUUUUCAUGAUUGUUUCGCCAAUGGGUGUGAUGCGUCUGUGCUACUUGACGAUACGAGCACUCUAAAGGGGGAGAAAAAUGCACUGCCAAAUAAAAAUUCAAUUAGGGGAUUUGAGGUCAUUGACACAAUCAAGGCUGCGUUGGAGAAGGCUUGUCCAUCCACAGUGUCAUGUGCUGAUUUACUUGCUCUAGCAGCAAGAGAAGCUGUUUAUCUUAGCAAAGGCCCAUUUUGGGCUGUACCACUUGGUCGUAGAGAUGGUACAACAGCAAGUGAGAGUGAGGCAAAUAACUUGCCAUCACCCUUUGAACCUCUAGAAAACAUCACCGCCAAGUUUGUAUCAAAGGGUCUUGAAAAGAAGGAUGUGGCAGUGCUCUCAGGUGCCCACACCUUUGGCUUUGCUCAAUGCUUCACAUUCAAGCCAAGGCUCUUCGACUUUGGUGGCUCUGGAAAAUCUGAUCCAACACUUGAUGCUUCACUUCUACAAGGUUUGCUAAAACUGUGCCCAAAUCAAGCUGAUUCUGACACCAAUUUAGCUCCCUUAGACCCCGUCACUACCAACACAUUUGAUAACAUGUAUUACAAAAAUCUUGUCAACAAUUCGGCGUUGCUUCAGUCAGACCAAGCUCUUUUGGGUGACAACAUAACUGCUUCAUUGAUCAUCAACUAUAGCAAGUGGCCUCUUCUCUUCUUCAAAGACUUUGCCGUGUCAAUAGAGAAAAUGGGUCGCAUUGGUGUGCUCACAGGACAACAGGGACAAAUAAGGACAAAUUGUAGGGCGGUUAAUUAGAUAUAUCUAUUUGCAUUUGCUCUUGUAAACCUUUGCAAACUUGUAUUUUAUAAAUGUAUAAUAAAAUAAUAUUUU
Messenger RNA from Abrus precatorius (Indian licorice), 1105 nucleotides. Its product is annotated as peroxidase 10-like. The record is from RefSeq and is a predicted model, not a curated record. Gene Ontology annotation, biological process: response to oxidative stress; hydrogen peroxide catabolic process. The coding region runs from base 53 to 1030 and encodes 325 amino acids. Lineage: Eukaryota; Viridiplantae; Streptophyta; Magnoliopsida; Fabales; Fabaceae. Gene Ontology annotation, molecular function: heme binding; peroxidase activity. The transcript has 4 exons.